ACAAGGUCCCUGCGUCCCGCUGCCUCCGCCAUGGGACAGAGGGUGCAGCUCGGAUGCGUCACACCGGCCGCCAGGGACUGUUGGCCGCUCCUAGUCACUGUGGGUUUGCUUCUGAGCUCUGGCGAAUUAAAAGCAGCCGAUGCCCGGAAACCAAAUAUUCUCCUCCUAAUGGCAGAUGAUCUCGGCAUUGGGGACCUCGGUUGCUAUGGGAAUAAUACACUGAGGACGCCCAACAUCGACCGGCUUGCACAGGAAGGCGUGCGGCUCACCCAACACCUGGCGGCUGCCCCCCUCUGCACCCCGAGCAGGGCUGCGUUCCUGACCGGGAGACACUCUUUCAGAUCAGGCAUGGAGGCCAGCAACGGGUACCGGGCCCUUCAGUGGAACGGGGGCUCCGGCGGACUCCCCGAGAAUGAAACCACGUUUGCAAGAAUCCUGCGACAGCAAGGUUACACCACAGGCCUCAUAGGGAAAUGGCACCAAGGUGUCAACUGUCAGUCCCGCAGGGACCACUGCCACCACCCCCUGCAGCACGGGUUCGACUAUUUCUAUGGCAUGCCUUUCACACUGCUCAAUGACUGCGACCCGGGCCGGCCCCCCGAACUGGACGCGGCGCUGAGAGCGAAGCUGUGGCGCUACACCCAGUGGGUGGCCCUGGGGAUCCUGACCGCGGCUGCCGGCAGGGCCCGCGGGCUCCUGUCCGUGUCCUGGAAGGCGGUCGUGGGAGCGGCCGGCCUCCUGGUCCUGUUUUUUGCGUCCUGGUACGCCAGCUUUGGGUUCGUGCGCCGCUGGAACUGUAUCCUCAUGAGAAACCACGACGUCACCGAGCAGCCCAUGGAUUUGGAGAGAACGACCCGUCUCCUGCUCCAGGAGGCUGUCUCCUACAUUGACAGAAACAAGCACCAGCCCUUCCUGCUCUUCAUGUCCUUCCUGCAUGUCCACCUGCCCCUCGUCACCACAGAUCAGUUUCUCGGGAAAAGCCAGCAUGGUCUCUACGGUGACAACGUGGAAGAAAUGGACUGGCUUGUAGGGAAGAUUCUCGAUGCCGUUGAAGAACGCGGCCUGGCCAACACGACGCUGACCUAUUUCACCUCGGAUCACGGAGGACAUUUGGAGGCCAGAGACGAUGCACGCGGCCAGCUGGGCGGAUGGAACGGAAUCUACAGAGGAGGAAAAGGCAUGGGAGGCUGGGAAGGCGGGAUCCGUGUCCCCGGGAUAUUCCGGUGGCCUGGUGUGCUGCCCGCCGGCCGGGAGGUCCAUGAGCCCACCAGCCUGAUGGAUGUGUUCCCCACCGUGGUCCGGCUGGGAGGCGGCGAGGUGCCCCAGGACAGGGUGAUCGAUGGCCGUAGCCUGGUUCCCUUGCUGCAAGGAGACACUGAGCACUCGCCACACGACUUCUUGUUUCACUAUUGUGGGAAGUAUCUCCACGCGGCACGCUGGAAUGACAAGGACCGUGGACGACUGUGGAAGGUCCAUUACAUGACGCCGAAGUUCCACCCCACGGGCACGGGGGCCUGCUACAGCCGAGGCCUGUGCCCCUGCUCUGGGGAGGGCGUGACCCAGCACAGCCCCCCUUUGCUCUUUGACCUCUCCAGGGACCCUUCGGAGAGGCAGCCCCUGUCCCCCGGCUCUGAGCCGCUGUACCACACCGUGCUCGCCAGGGUGGCCGAGGCGGUGGAGGCGCACAGGGCGACGCUGAGCCCCGUCCCCUCGCAGUUCUCCCUGAGCCACAUCCUGUGGAGGCCGUGGCUACAGCCUUGCUGUGGGACCUUCCCUUUCUGCUCCUGCCAGGAGGGCAGAGACCACCGCGGGCCGUGACCUCGCGCAUCAGGGUGGCUGCCAUCAGACACGUAGGACGUGACGCGGGCUGGCGAGGACAUGGAGAAAGGGGACCCCUGCUCUGCUGGCGGGAAUGCAGACCCGUGCACCCCGUGCCAACCCACAUGGACGGUCCUCAGAGCAUUAAACACGGAGCUGCCUUUUGACCCAGUGACCCCGUUUCUGCCUAUUUAUGUGAAAACAGAAUGUCAAACAGUGACCUGCACCCCCAUGACCACGGAAGGAUUAUUUCCAGUCGCCGAGACAUGGAACCCGCGGGGAUCCCCACUGCCCCCGCAGCUGUUCUUACUGAUCUCAGAGCAUCGCUGCGGCCCCUCACCUUGAACGAUCUUUGAUUUCCAGGAUGACAUAGGAACCUCCCGUUCUAGAAAUGUUGACGAGGUGAGUUUUCACAGACCUCCAGAAAGGACAGUGUGUGAAUGAUACUCCGGUUGAGAAUCACGGCCAGGAAUCACCUUGUUGGUGGUCUCUUUCUUUCUUUUCUUUUAUGUUCCAAUGCUAGAAACGGGAGAGUUUCCCCAAACCUUUGCACUACUAUCCUCCCCAACCCUGAAGCACUCAAUUGGUCAUUUAAAUUUCCUACAGAGCCACAUCCCUUCACCCUGUCCCAUACGACGCUUGUUCUGAUGGCUCCGGACGCACACACACACAUGUCCACCCGAAGAGGGACCACACUGCUCUCGUGAAAUUUUAAUUGACGACGUCAGCAUCCAUCCAACCACACUAGAAUGCAAAGCAGACAUUCGUGUUGAACGUUAUUCCAUAAGCCAGUGAGUCACUGCCCGUAAACAGAAAUUCUGCUCUCCGGAGAAGCUGGGCCAGGCUGAAACACUCUUCAUUUGGACCACUGUUCUCUCAAGUAAGCCUGACCCAGGCUCCUGCUUUCCGUACCCCAACACCGUAGUACAGAACAUGAACAUUCUUUCCCUGGGACAAGCUUAUGGCAUUAUUCUGAUGGCUGGUCACCACCCUCCCAACCCACCUAAGGCUACGUCCCUAUGGCUAUAUUCAGUGAACCCCUGGAGUACCGUAUGUGUGACAGCAACCAAGACGUCAGAUCACGAAGCACCCAGAUGUAAAGAAGAAACACCCCCUUAGAGCUUCCAUCUUUCAAAACCUAAGACCACAACUCGCUGCAUAAAGUCCCUCCGACUCUCUUAGCCAAGCUGACCUGCUUCAGGGGAUGGAAGUGUGUCCCAACACACCCACUGAACGUCCACAUGGCCCUCUGACCUUCUUCCAGACCGACAUCUAAUUAACCUGUGAUUUUCCAUAGCCCGUGCACAAUAAAUACAUGAUUCAAACUU
Molecule: messenger RNA, 3146 nt
Organism: Molossus molossus (Pallas's mastiff bat)
Lineage: Eukaryota; Metazoa; Chordata; Mammalia; Chiroptera; Molossidae
Gene: ARSD
Product: arylsulfatase D
Exons: 10
Coding region: 31-1818 (595 amino acids)
Molecular function (GO): arylsulfatase activity
Source: RefSeq, a predicted model, not a curated record